AUGGAGGAGCAAUUUGGUGUUCGUAAUGUGAUUGGUGCUCCAGUAGCUACCACUAGACUGGCGGAACAGGUUCUAGUAGCUAUACCCCCAAGAACUGCGAAGUUCACUCUAGCUGAAUGGAAGUUGAGUAAUGAUCAGCGAAGCAGGAAUGCGGAAGACCAACAACAGCUAGCAGAUCGGAUUCUAACUGAAUCUCAGCGUGUAAGGGACGAAACUGCUGAACGAGCUAGUGUCUUGAAAGCCACUACAGACAGGUGUCUCAGUGAACGUAUUGGUGACGUUGACUAUAAUAAGAAAGAACUUCAAAUUCAACGUAAAGAAAUCUGUUUGGAACUCGAAGCUCUUGGAAUGUAUAAAGCCCGAUUAUGUGACUGUCUUACUUCACUUGAAGGGGCAGUGGUAAUCGUUCGGAAAUGCUUAAUGCUGAGAGACGGGCGAAUUGGAAUUGAUUUAGUCGUUGAUGAGGUUGAAUCAGCACUGCAACAAGAAAUAACCACUAUAUUAGGGGGUCAGAGUCUUUUGAAAAGAGUUUUAGAACAACUCCAUGAACAAAUGAGAAGACUUCGAUCGACGCGAUACCUGCUUGACCGAGAUUUACAGUACAAACAAGGAGCUAUUGACAUAGAUAAACAAAAUUUAUCUCUGAAGUCGACGGACCUGUGUCUAUCUACAUAUGAAGGUUACGCUAAUCUGGAUCCUGCGAAUAUUGCUGCGGAAGAAUACAACAGCUAUUCUACAAAUAAUAUCAUAUCUGCUGCAAAAGAAGUAACGAGCUCACGUCCUAUAAAAAUGUUUAUUGAUACAAUUCUGAAACAAGUUGUUGACGAUCUUUGGACUGCCAAUAAAAGAUGUAAUCAUGCUUUUCUUGAGAGAAUUGAAGAUACUCAGCGAAUGAAAUCAAAACUAGAAGGUAUGCAUUUUGAAACGACUCAAAAAAUCGCUGAUAUGCAGUCCAAUAUUUUGCUGUUGCAAAAAGCUUUAUCAGAUAGAGAAGGUAACACCGCCUUGGCACAUACACGCCUAGGAAAACGAGCUCAGAGGGUUGGUGCUGAGUUAGUUCGAGACCCUCCAGGGCAAGCUUUAUAUUACGAAUGUGAAAUGUUACGUCACAGCACAGAACAACUGCAACAAAUGCUGCAAGAGGCAACAGCUUCACUUAGAUACUUGUUACAAACUCAGAUCCAGUUGGAGGAAGAUAUUAAUGUUAAAAUGAAUACCUUAAAAAUAGAUGAGGUGGAUUGUAUGACCCUACGAGAGACCAUGAGUUACAAUGUUUAUUAG
Arctia plantaginis is the source of this 1281-nucleotide messenger RNA. The record is from the annotation of a GenBank genome assembly. NCBI's taxonomy places the organism in Eukaryota, Metazoa, Arthropoda, Insecta, Lepidoptera, Erebidae.